AUGGCCAAAGAGCGCACAAUCCUCAUCACCGGCUGCUCUGCCCAGGGCCUUGGCGCCGUCCUCGCCCUCACCCUCGCCAAGCAGGGCCACCACGUCUUUGCCACCGCGCGGGACACAUCCAAGAUCCCCUCGGAGCUUAGCAGCCUGCCAAACGUGUCGGUCCUUUGCCUCGACGUCUCAUCCACGGCGUCCGUGGCGGAGGCUGCAAGGGUGGUUGAAGACGCCGGGCACGGGCUUGACGUGCUGGUGAACAAUGCGGGAUUCGGCUACACGAUGCCCAUUUUGGAUGUGGACAUUGACAAGGCGCAGGAGCUGUAUAAUGCAAACGUCUGGGGGACGGUGAGGACUGUGCAGGCGUUUGCGGCGCUGUUGAUUAAGAGGAAAGGCCGGGUUGUGAAUGUGAGCUCUGUGGGCGCCGUUGUUAACACUCCCUGGAUCGGAACAUACGCUUCUUCCAAGGCCGCCGUUAAUGCCAUCUCCGAGACCCUGCGGCUGGAGCUUUCUCCCUUUGGCGUGAGCGUCGUGACCAUCAUGCUGGGCACCGUGGCCACGCCGUUCCAUGCCAACGAGCCAACGCCCGAGCUGCCCGCUGCUUCGUACUACUCCACCAUUCUUGAUACAAUCACCCAGUGGGCCAAUGGCCAGGCGGGUCCGAAAGGCGGACCGGUGCAGGACGUUGUCGAUGCCAUGAUUCCGGAUAUCGUGGCAGAAGGUCGCAACGGCGUGGUAUGGAGAGGGGCAAACAGCACUGCUGUCUGGUUUGGAUCGCGAUGGCUGCCAGGGAGGAUACUGGAUGGCGCAAUGUCUAUGGGGCAAGGCUUGGCUGAGCUGACCAAACGUUAUGCCGCAUCUUGA
Messenger RNA from Trichoderma asperellum CBS 433.97, 855 nucleotides. RefSeq lists its product as uncharacterized. The record is from RefSeq and is a predicted model, not a curated record. Gene Ontology annotation, cellular component: endoplasmic reticulum; lipid droplet. NCBI's taxonomy places the organism in Eukaryota, Fungi, Ascomycota, Sordariomycetes, Hypocreales, Hypocreaceae. Gene Ontology annotation, molecular function: triacylglycerol lipase activity; acylglycerone-phosphate reductase (NADP+) activity. Gene Ontology annotation, biological process: phosphatidic acid biosynthetic process; triglyceride catabolic process.